Ictalurus furcatus (blue catfish) is the source of this 2493-nucleotide messenger RNA. RefSeq names its product cAMP responsive element binding protein 3-like 3b (gene creb3l3b). Gene Ontology annotation, cellular component: nucleus. Lineage: Eukaryota; Metazoa; Chordata; Actinopteri; Siluriformes; Ictaluridae. Gene Ontology annotation, molecular function: DNA-binding transcription factor activity, RNA polymerase II-specific; RNA polymerase II cis-regulatory region sequence-specific DNA binding. Bases 148 to 1635 code for a protein of 495 amino acids. The transcript has 9 exons. Gene Ontology annotation, biological process: regulation of transcription by RNA polymerase II. The record is from RefSeq and is a predicted model, not a curated record.
UUUGUUUAGUUUAGAAAAAUGAGUACAGCAUACAUAAUGAUGCCAUUUCUGUGGGGAUUCUGUUGCUUGUUUGUGAGUUAGUGCAUAAAAUAAAGGGAAAAAAAUGCAGUUGUAUAACUGUGAUGGAUAAAAUUUUAUUUCCAAGUGAUGGACAGCUUGGUUAAAGCAUCCAGUCAGAUAUUUUCCAAGACUUUCCUUUGUUCCUGUCUCUCUCAGAGCUCCAAUGGGAUGGAACUCUUAGAUCUCCUGUUUGAGCAGGCCGAUGAGAUCUCGGCUCCUGAAGAGCCUGAGGGUGGCCGUGUUAACCCAGCCUGGCCAUUCCCGGAUCAAAGUUUGCUGUCCCACAGUGAUGAUGGAGCUGAUCAUUUCCUGGACUCCUUGCUGAAUGCAUGUGAGAGUGUAUCAGGCUCUAGCUCACCUCUGUGGGUCCCGUCACCCAGCGACAGUGGCAUCAGUGACGAUCCCCUCUCAGACCAUUUGGACAGUCCUCCUCCUCCCACCAACCUGCUCUUUGACUCCUUCUUCAUCUCUCAGCACCACCAUCCUCUUCCUGUUUUUCCUCCUCCUCAGUCCCAACAACAACAGCACUUGGGAUGGGCCUCGAGCUCAGCAGAACGAGAUAUUUCCAUUGAUGUGGGUAAGAAACCCUGGUUCAAUAAACCAUUUAAAGUAGUAAAAGAGCAGGGCAAACUGCUCUCCAUUUAUGAACUAAGAGUGUGUGUGUGUGUGUGUGUGUGUGUGUGUGUGUGUGUGUGUGUGUGUGUCUAUACAGAGGCCUGGGAGUCCAGUCUGUCCUUGUGCAGUUCAAUGGUUCCUCACUGUGUGCCAGCGGCAGAUCCGAGCCCUGAUGCCUCUUCAGUUGUCCAGCUCAGCGUGAAGGAUCUGCUCCUCUCUAAUUUAGGAGAACCUCCCAAGCAACCCUCUCAGAACUUGCUGCAGGAACUCGUUCUUAAUGAUGAUGAGAAGAAACUUUUAGCCAAGGAAGGAGUGUCUCUACCCAACCAGUUUCCCCUCACCAAGUGUGAAGAGAAGAUCCUGAAAAAGAUUCGCAGAAAGAUUCGCAACAAGCAGUCUGCACAGGAGAGCAGAAAGAAGAAGAAAGUGUACCUUGAUGGCCUAGAAGGGAGAAUGGCUGUUUGCAGUGCCCAGAAUAUGGAGUUGCAGAAGAAAGUGAUUCAGCUGGAGAAAACCAACAUGUCUCUAAUGGAUCAGUUACGUAGGCUGCAAGCCCUGUUCAUGAACAGCUCUAAUAAACCUGCUCAGACUGGCACGUGUAUCCUGGUGCUACUGCUGUCUUUCUCUCUCAUCCUGUUCCCCAGAUUCCAACCACUGUCCCACAGCAGGACCGCUGAUCCAGCAGACUUUAGCACAGCCAAAGUUCAGUCACGCUCACUGCGCUCUGUGGUAGAGGUCCAUAGUCUGCAGCCAGGCUCCUCCAUGGACAGGAACAUGGAGAGAGCCACCAACAUCAUUUCCAAGAUGCACAUCAGGCCUGAAUAUGCCGAUAUGGACCCUCUACACCACAACCGAAGUUAUGGAGAUCAGGAGCAUCACAAUGGUGACCCGAUCACCGGGCACAUGGCCAUGCUGGGUUGGUAUAAUUCACGGCCAUGUAAACAGAAAGACAGGAAAUGAUGUCAUACAUCAACUGAAUGGACCAUCCGUUUGCACAAGUAUGGCAAAAAUUUUUGACGUUUUAUGUGUUGCUGAUAAAGUGUUGCUGUCCUUGUUUUCGCAGAACCCGGCUGGUUCAGAUGAAAGCAGCAUCAUGCUCAUUAACCGAGAGUUAUCAGUGCUUAGAUAGUCUCAUCAUACUUACAACACUGACAUCUGACUUGUAUUGAUACGAGUAAACAAGAAAAAAUGAAAUUACAAUAGUAGUUUCCACAAAUCAAGUUCAGAUUUUGCUCACAGUGUGGUUUGGUCAGUAAUAACUGUGGCAACAUUGUUGUAUUGUUUUGCUUGGUCUUUCUUUACCUGGGUUAUUUCUGCCUGAAUCAGUUAAUUGUCCAACAGAAGUUCUGGCCCACAUUGGCUCGAUGUCAAAACUGUGUCGCUCCGUGUAAGAUCUUUAAGAUAACCAGCACAGAUGGAGUCAUGAAUACAGCAGUGCUCAGAGAACAAGGAUUAGGGAAAAAGCUUCAGCACAGUAAAUAAUCGAGAGCUUGUAUCAUGACUGAAUAAACAAGGAGUUAGAUCUUCCUUACAGAAAUGCUGAAUUUCAAAGCAAAUCAACAAAAUGAAGAAAAGAAAACCCCCCACAACAAGUCAGUAGAAAACAAGAGAAACAGAAACGCAACCACAAAAACAAAUCUGUAGACACAACAGAAAACAAAAGAAACUCCCAUAAGAAUAGUGAAACUAUAAAAGGUAGGUACAUGUUAUACACAAACAAGAAACUAUAGACUAUAUUAGUUUAUAGACUAUAACUAUAGAGGAACUAUAGAGGAACUAUAACUAUAGUGUAUAGUUUAUAUAACUAUAGAGGAACUA